Messenger RNA from Candoia aspera, 2307 nucleotides. Its product is annotated as vomeronasal type-2 receptor 26-like. Bases 1 to 2307 code for a protein of 768 amino acids. Gene Ontology annotation, molecular function: G protein-coupled receptor activity. Lineage: Eukaryota; Metazoa; Chordata; Lepidosauria; Squamata; Candoiidae. The record is from RefSeq and is a predicted model, not a curated record. Gene Ontology annotation, cellular component: plasma membrane. Gene Ontology annotation, biological process: G protein-coupled receptor signaling pathway. The transcript has 5 exons.
AUGGACCUGAGGCCAAACUGCUUGUGGAGGAGACCUUUCCAAGUGCAAGAAGACUAUUACAGGCCUGGAGAUCUCAUUCUUGGUGGCAACAUCCCUCUAUCCAUUACUGUGGUCCUGCAGCUUCCUUUACGUGAGCCUCCCCUGGACUGGGACGUCCUUUCGCUACCUAUUCCCAAGAACUACCAGCACAUCCUGGCCUUGGCAUUUGCCGUCCAGGAGGUCAACAAGGAUCCACAGCUCCUCCCCAACAUCACGCUGGGCUUCCGCAUCUACGAAGAGAACCAGUAUGCCAGCAUGGCCCCAGACGUCGGCCUGUCUCUGCUCUCCAGCCGGGGAAAACCGUUUCCCAACUAUCAGCGUGACGCACGGGAGAACCUGCUCUCUGUCCUUGGGGGUCUCAACUCCAGGAUCUCCUACCAGAUGGCAGCCAUCUUUGGCAAUUUCAAGAUUCCUCAGCUAGGUUACCGCUUCGCUGACCCGGUUUUGAGCGAUAAGAGCCGGUUCCCCACCUUCUACCAGAUCGAUCCUCAGUAUCAGCUACAGAAUGCAGCAAUUGUCCAGCUGCUUCUAUAUUUCCAAUGGAACUGGAUUGGGAUUGUUGUGCAGAAAUCGGAGAGCAGCGAACAUUUCAUCCGGAUUUUGAAAGUCAGUCUUGCCCAGAAUGACAUUUGCAUACAUUUUGUGAAGCAGAUCUUGUCCCGAAUCUCAAUGUUCAGUGAAUUGCAAGGUGAUCAAAUAGAUGUGCUUUGGACAAUUAUGAGCAGUGAUGCUCAGGUUGUGAUUGUCUCGGGGGACUCAAAUACACUGCAAAGCCUGAUAGCAUCCCUCUCCUUUUAUGAAGAAGAGAACCACACUCCUUCUGGAAAGGUUUGGAUCCUGACUAUGCAGUGGGAAUUUUCCGCUGUUGGCUAUCACUACGAGUGGUGGAAACUGAAGUCCCUCCAUGGAGCUUUGUCCUUCACAGUCCACACAAAGCUGGUGCCAGGAUUCAGGAAUUAUCUCUGGGCUCUGAAUCCACACGGGCCACGUGGAGACGUCUUUCUCCCCCGCUGGUGGGAAGUCGCAUUUGACUGUGAGGUUUUGAAGGCAGGUCUGGCCUCACCUGAGGGCAGAAGGAUUUGCACAGGGGAGGAGAACCUGGACGCCCUACCGGCCUCCGUCUUUGAUGAGAAGAUGACCGGGUUCAGCUACAGCAUCUACAACGCUCUCUAUUCUGUUGCACACGCAUUACAUGCUGCGGAUACGUGGGAAUCACAACGGGGAUUGAAGAGGGACAGAAAGAAGCCACACCUAUGCUGGAGGAAGCCCCGGCAGGUUGUGCUUUUAGAGAUGGAAGCCCCCUCCCCUAAUUUCAGCUGCCCGUCUUCUGGAGAAGCUGAACUGGGACGUUUCCAGUAUUUGGCAGAUGCAGCUCAGUGCAUCCACUGCCCAGAAGACCAACACCCAAGCAGGAACCAAGUCCGGUGUAUUUCCAAGGCCAUGAACUUUCUCUCGUAUGAGGAUACUCUUGGCUUCAUUUUAGUUUGUCUGGCUCUUUUCUUCUCCUUGAUCACAAUCCUUGUUUUGGCAGCCUUCAUUAAACAUCGCAACACACCAAUCGUCAAGGCCAGCAACCGAGAUCUCACCUAUGUCCUCCUGGUCUCCCUCCUGCUCUGCUUCCUCUGCUCCUUCCUCUUCAUCGGUCAGCCCAGGAACCUCACCUGUCUCCUCCAACAAGCUGCUUUUGGCAUCAUCUUCUCCAUUGCCAUUUCAUCCGUGUUGGCAAAAACUCUGACUGUUGUUCUGGCCUUCAUGGCUACUAAGCCAGGAAACAGGGCCAGAAAACUCUUGGGGAAGCAGGUGAUCAACUCGGUUGUCUUGACCUGUCCCCUUGUGCAAGCAGCUCUUUGCGCCACCUGGCUGGCAACCUCCCCCCCAUUUGCUAAUUUGGACUUUCAUUCUGUGAUGGGAGAAAUUGUGCUGGAAUGCAAUGAAGGGUCUGCCACCAUGUUUUAUGCUGUCCUGGGCUACAUGGGCCUCCUAAGUCUCAUCAGCUUUAUGGUGGCCUUUCUGGCUAGGAAACUGCCCAACAGCUUUAAUGAAGCCAAGUUCAUCACUUUUAGCAUGCUGGUCUUUUGCAGUGUUUGGGUCUCCUUUCUCCCAACGUAUCUGAGCACCAAAGGAAAAUUCAUGGUGGCCGUGGAGGUCUUCUCCAUCUUGUCUUCUGCGGCUGGUCUGCUGGGUUGCAUCUUUCUCCCCAAGUGGUACGUUAUAGUACUGAGGCCAGAUCUGAACAGCAGAAGUCACCUCAUGAGGAAAAUUAAGUAG